This is a messenger RNA of Lichtheimia ornata, 2340 nucleotides long. RefSeq lists its product as uncharacterized. The transcript has 9 exons. NCBI's taxonomy places the organism in Eukaryota, Fungi, Mucoromycota, Mucoromycetes, Mucorales, Lichtheimiaceae. The coding region runs from base 1 to 2340 and encodes 779 amino acids. The record is from RefSeq and is a predicted model, not a curated record.
AUGACUAACAACAAUACCCGACCUCGGCGUACAAGUGUACCAAAGUCCAAAAGAAAGAAACAACGAUCGAUAGGUGGUGGUGGAAGAAGAGUAUCACGUACACCCGAUACCCAUAGUAUUGCGUCUUCUUCGUCGUCCACAUGGUCGUCUGACAAAGCAGCAGCAGCAAAGCAACGCAAUGCCGUCAAGAAUGAGCUGAAUGAUAUUAUCGACAAUGACCAGGACGGCUUUUGGACAAGACCCAGCAAUGCAGAGGAACGCCAACGCAUUCGAGAAUUCUGGUUACAGCUACGUGAAGACGAGCGUCGUUCUCUCAUCAAAAUCGAGAAGGAGGCAGUACUCAAGAAAAUGAAGGAGCAACAACGACAUUCCUGCAACUGUUCAGUGUGUGGCAAGAAACGCACCGCUAUUGAAGAUGAACUCGAGGUCCUUUACGAUGCUUAUUAUGAGGAAUUGGAACAAUAUACCAACAACAAUCAAAACAGUUCUGGCAUCAAUCCUUUGACUGGUACACCCGUAUCUGAUAUGGAUGAUGAUGAUGAUGACGAUGACGACGACGAUGAGGAGGAAGAUCCCGAUUAUGAAUCAGAUUAUGAUGAUGACGACGACGACGACGAUAUCGAGAAUGAUCCAUCUGACGACGACGAGGAUGACGACGAAGAUGAAUAUAGCUCAGAUCACCUUGCUUUUGGCAACAGUCUCACGGUCAAAGGUGGGAUUCUUACCGUGGCUGAUGACUUGUUGCAAAACAAUGGCAAGAAAUUUCUCGACAUGAUGGAACGACUUGCAGAAAGGAGGAUCAAAAAAGAAGACCCUUUGGAUUACAGACAAGAAGAUGACGAAGAGGAUGAAGAAGAUGAUGAAUACUUGGAUGAUGAUGACUAUGAAGAUGAAGAAGAGGACGCACGGACAGAGUUGCAACGCAUUGAAGAAGGCCGUCGCACAUUCCAAAUAUUUGCUGCUCGCAUGUUUGAACAACGUGUCCUUGCUGCGUAUCGUGAAAAGGUGGCUCAAGAACGACAGCAACGCUUGAUUCAAGAAUUGGAAGAGGAAGAUCGCCUUCGACAAGAAAAGGAAUUGAAAAAGCAAAAGGAAAAGGAACGAAAAAAGGAUAAGAAAAUGCAACUCAAGAAGCAAAAGGAAGAGGAACGGCGGGCCAAGGAGGCUGCAAAGAAAGCUGAAGAGGAACGAUUACGUGCUGAAAAGCAAAAGAAGCUUGAGGAAGAACGACAACGACGUGAACAAGAACGACGACAAAAGGAAGAGGCUCGAUUACGUCGUGAAGAAGAAAAGCGUCGUCGUUUGCAAGAAGAGCGUGAACGUGCAGCUGAAAAGGAACGUAAACGACAGGAACGUGAGAUGAAGAGAAAACAAGAACGCAAGGAACAAGAGGAUCGUGAUCGUCAAGAACAACAAUUCAAGCAAGAAAAGGAACGACGUGAACGAGAGCUCAAAGAAGAAAUGGAGAGACGCGAUCGAGCCUUGCAGGAACGAAAGCUCAAGUGGGAAAAAGAAGAACAACGUCGCAAGAGUCAACAAACCUUGAUUGAUGCCUUGAUGGGUCCUUCUUCUUCUUCAUCCUUAUCAUCUUCUUUAUCGUCCUCCUCCUCGUCUAUCACCACAGCCUCUGAUACCGCUUCUUCACCAAAAACAAAGACCAAUCGAUCCAUCGCUCCUAUUGGCCCGCCCUCUUCUAAUCAACUUCAUCGUCCUCCUCCAACUGUUGUUUGCAAUGAUCCUUCCAAUGACCAACGUCCUGCAACCGAGAACUCUUUCUUUUCCAAUUUCUUGUUUGGUCCAUCCAAAGAUAAGAAUCAAGACAAGACAACCCAAGAAAGAUCAGACAUUCAAACUUCAAAUGAUACCCCCAAAGCGAAUUGGACCAAUGGUUGGACCGCUUCGACCUUUUUAUCCGAGGACUUUCAUGGAAGGCUCUUUGGCAAUGUACUGCCUGACCGAAAUACGGUGUUACUGGAAAAGGCCAAGGCAGCCUACAACAAGUUGGAUGAAAUUUCUCGCACAGCUACAUUCCUUGGACCUGUACCUCCAUUUUAUACCUUGGCUCAAAUCCAUCGUAUGAUGAUUGACCUUUAUUGCGAUUGUUCUGCUACGAUCCAAGAUUUAUAUCAAGCCAUGGUAAUGAAUCCAUCAAGUCCUUUCCGUUGUACCAGUGAUUUACAACACGGUGUCCUUGUUCAUUACCAAGAGCCGGGACGAUUUGGUUUUCCCAAUCCACUCUCCCCACUCUCCCCAUCAACACCAGCAGUACCAGGCUCCUAUUCACCUUUUCAACCCCCCGCCAUGGGCAAUCCAUUACCUCUUUUCAAAGGCAUGACAUGA